Messenger RNA from Aspergillus heteromorphus CBS 117.55, 450 nucleotides. RefSeq names its product proteasome assembly chaperone 4 family protein. Gene Ontology annotation, biological process: proteasome assembly. The record is from RefSeq and is a predicted model, not a curated record. Bases 1 to 450 code for a protein of 149 amino acids. The transcript is spliced from 2 exons. Lineage: Eukaryota; Fungi; Ascomycota; Eurotiomycetes; Eurotiales; Aspergillaceae.
AUGGCCUCCCCAGCAAUUGCAACCGCACCAUCAACAGCAUCCCCCACCCCCCAGGAAAUCUCCUUCCCCCUCCCCCAGGCCCUGCACACCACCGCCCACAUCCACCUCACCCGUCUGGCCACCUGCGCCACCGUGUUUCUGGCCUCCUCCUCCACCCCCGGCGAUGCGGCGGGGAGUGGCAGUGGCAGUCUCAAGCCCAUGGGGAGUUUGGUGUAUGCGAUGCCGGAUCUCAAAAACCCAUCCCAACCCCUCUCGACAAUCCUCUAUUCCGCCCCCUCAAGCGUGGAAUACACGACGCGGGUGGCCAAGAUCCUGGCCCGCCGGAUGCGCGUCCCCGUGUACGUGGGCUGCAGCAUCGACCCCGUGGCGCUGGGGCUAAUGGUCGAGGAGGAGAUGGAGGGGGUGAGGCGGGUGGUUGAAGUGGUGAUGGAGCGGUGGGAGAAAUACUAA